Messenger RNA from Lentinula edodes (shiitake mushroom), 462 nucleotides. RefSeq lists its product as uncharacterized. NCBI's taxonomy places the organism in Eukaryota, Fungi, Basidiomycota, Agaricomycetes, Agaricales, Omphalotaceae. The record is from RefSeq and is a predicted model, not a curated record. The transcript has a single exon. The coding region runs from base 1 to 462 and encodes 153 amino acids.
AUGGUCCCGAGCAUGAAAACUAAGCCCGUAACACCAGCUGUAUUACAACUAGUGAAUAAUGGACUGGCCGCUGACGAUGAGGAUGGAGAUGAUGCUGUUGUUGAUGCUGCUGGUGCGGUCGUUGAACCGCGUCCGGCAGUGGUGUCUGAGUUCUUUGUGUUGGUAGUACUCGUACCAUUUAGACUGAGCGGUGGCAAUGUAUUGAUUGUCGUAGAAGCGGAAGCAGGAGAUGUCGAUGAAGACCCAGCUUCAGCGCUAGCACUAACUCUUGAAGCCAGAGGACGAGAGGACGAAAACGGCCCAAUGGCAGGGAACGGCAAAGUAGCAGGGAGCGUUGUGAAUAAGGGCAGUGAAGUAACAGACAGACCACCGGGAAUAUUGCUAUCGAUCUCGCAAAGAUCGUUGAGGUCACUAUCCAUCGUCUCCUGGUCAUCUUCCGUGCACGAGAUUGCAGAGCACUGA